Messenger RNA from Capsicum annuum, 742 nucleotides. Its product is annotated as multiprotein-bridging factor 1b. Gene Ontology annotation, molecular function: DNA binding. The record is from RefSeq and is a predicted model, not a curated record. Gene Ontology annotation, cellular component: nucleus. Lineage: Eukaryota; Viridiplantae; Streptophyta; Magnoliopsida; Solanales; Solanaceae. The transcript has 4 exons. Bases 107 to 526 code for a protein of 139 amino acids.
UUCUAAAUCGCCUAUAGUUUAUUUCUUGUGUCACGCUAAUAUUUGCAAUCAAUCUGUCAAAAGCAAGUCAGUGAUAAGGAGAGGAAUUUACAAAGAAAACAAGAAGAUGGCUGGAGUAUCACAAGAUUGGGAGCCGGUUGUGAUUCGCAAGAAAGCGCCGACCGCCGCCGCACGUAAAGAUGAAAAAACAGUCAACGCUGCCCGUCGGGCCGGUGCGGAAAUCGAAACCGUCAGAAAAGCUACUGCAGGUUCAAACAAGGCUGCCUCUAGCAGUACAAGUUUGAACACGAGAAAGCUUGAUGAAGAUACUGAGAAUCUAUCACAUCAAAAAGUACCUACUGAAUUGAAGAAAGCUAUUAUGCAAGCUCGACAGGAUAAGAAGCUGACUCAGUCUCAACUUGCCCAAUUGAUAAAUGAGAAACCACAGAUCAUUCAAGAAUAUGAGUCUGGAAAGGCAAUUCCUAACCAACAGAUAAUUUCUAAACUGGAGAGAGCUCUUGGUGUGAAGCUUCGUGGAAAGAAAUAAACUUCUAGGGUGGGGUUUGGGUUUUGGGGGGGGGGGGGGUGGGGGGACCUUUUGGACCUCACUUUUGCGUCCUAAAAGUGGUCAUGUACAUGAGCCUUUUUCUUUUGACCGUUUUCUAUAACAACUUUGGUUCUUGUCAUGUCUAGAUUCAUGGAUGUUGUUUUCCUGGUUAAACUAAGUGUUCUCUGUGGAAAAUGGAUAUGCUUGCUCUUGCUA